Colletotrichum gloeosporioides is the source of this 684-nucleotide messenger RNA. RefSeq lists its product as uncharacterized. The transcript has a single exon. The coding region runs from base 1 to 684 and encodes 227 amino acids. The record is from RefSeq and is a predicted model, not a curated record. NCBI's taxonomy places the organism in Eukaryota, Fungi, Ascomycota, Sordariomycetes, Glomerellales, Glomerellaceae.
AUGCCGGCCGACUACUCUGCUCUGCCGAACUCCACAGACGCCGCCGAAUCGAAAGAGAAUGAAGCCGAACCAGAACCUCCGAACGCGCAGAGAGCCGCUCAUAGAAGGCUCUCCUUCUAUACUCAGUUACUACUCCUCAACAUCUUGGUCGCUGCUCUGGGUGUUCUCUCUACCGCGGUUUAUGUGAGAGAUCAGAAGUACAGUCCUCGUCCCCCCCACCCACUGGAAUGUAGCUGCGGCUCUUCUCUCGCCGAAGCGAAGAAACUGGACUGCAAAUACGACAGCUUGUCGGUGUCUUGGCUGCCGCCACACUGUCGUGACGACGAGCUUACCGCUGAGUUCGAGCGCGCUGGCCCUGGACCCAACGGGUCUUGGCCGUACUACAAAGAUAAUGCCGCCAACGUAUCUACAAACAUUGGCGAAAUCUCUCUUUUAGUCGACUUGCCUUCCGACCAGGCAUACUUCUACACCACAAAUGGCUGGCAUGUAGCACAUUGUGCUUUCUACUGGAGGAAACAGUAUAGACUGAGAGAUAAAGGAUUCAUGACAGAGAAGCGGUAUGACAAGGAAAGUCACAUUGAGCAUUGCUACGAUGUAUUCAAGUCUGAAGAUCCAAAGCAGGCAGUGAAGGUUGCGGCGCCGGUGUGGCUUGGUGGAGACGGCUCUGACGGCCAUGGUGUAUGA